CCUCAAAACCCACCCACUCAAUUAGUAAAUGCUAAACGGAAUUGUAUUGAUUUUUAUUAAUUAAACCUUUUAUGUUAAGAUCAAAUUUGUACAAAAUGGGUUGCAUAUGUGCGAAUUUAGAAAUGUGUCAGGUUUUUCUCAGCUCAUGUCGGAUACCACAAGCUCCGACCAGGAGCCCACACUGUUCAGUGAAGCGCGGUUUGGAUUUGAGGUCAAGCUGCCACUACACAUCCACUGGCAGCGUGAACUGCCACGUGACCAAUAACAAGCGCUGGUACUUAGGCGCUCUUUGCCGCUGUCCAAUAGAAUGCCGCAUUCAGGUGGGGGCAGGAUGGGGCUGGGUCUGAUGCUGGAGCAUCAGAAUGGGACUCGACUCCAAAUAAUAACAGCUAGUGACAGCUUGGCCUUUAUUAAUAUUAGGUUUCCGAACGGCCGUGUGUGUGUGUGUGUGUGUGUGUGUGUGCGCGCGCUAAUAGUAAUGGGAGGCAGCAGCAGCUCCAGAAACAUGUCACUGGAGUCUGAGGACGCAGAAGGGGUCGUGUUAGUAAAGGGCAUUCGGAUGACAGAUAGAGUGAUUGAUCGAAUGAAGGAGUCUCCAUCAGCCCAGCAUCCUCAGUCCAAAUGCUCAACCUGUCCUUCAGUAGGUCAGCGUUUAACCCCUCACAGUGUGACCUUGGCCCCUACUGAGCUUUUGUCACCAACACUACCCCAUUCUCCUUCGUAUGCCAGUGCUCUGGUACCACCGCCUCUGCAGGAGUCCAUCAGUCCUCUUGUAUCAGUGAGCCAGAAGACUCCAGCUCCCUCUACAUACACACCUACUUUUGAAGCACUUCCCUCAGCCACUGUUACUGCAACUGAGUCUGUGCCUGAUUCUGUGCUUUCAGUUAAAGAACAUGUAGCAAUAUUCCCACCCACUGAUUCUGUCGAUCCAGUGCCAACUGUUGAGCCUUUACCAAUAAAUACAUCUCCAUUAAAUUUCACUGAGCCUGUGGUCUUGCCUUUACCUGCUGAGCCUAAACCUUUAGUAUUAUCAUCUUCUGCUGAAGCUGUGGACAUCUCUCCAUCUACAGUAACUGAUACUAUGAUGUCUCCUCCACCUAGUGAAAUCAUAACCACAUUCAUUGAAGCCACAAGAAUGCCGCUUACUGAUAAUGUGAUCAUAGUUCCACCUGUUGAAACCACACCCUUGCCUAAAAUGGUUAAACCCACUGAUAUACCUGUGGAAUCAUCUGUUCCAUCUACACAUACUCUGACUCUAGAUACAGCUAUUUCUGUUGACCAAGUAACACUGCCUACAACACCUUCCUCUGAGCCAGUGGUUGAGACUGAAAUGCUAUUCUCGCUGAAAACAGCACUUCCAGCUCCUAUUCGAUCAGUUGAAAUUUCACCAGACAUGCCACCUGUCAAGCCCAGAGACCUGCCUAGUGACCUGGAGGAGCUGCUGCCUCCUCCACCCUCUUCUGCACUAUCUGAGUUCUGUAAAGUUUCCUCAGGAUUUUCUCCCAACGAAGAUCACCCAGCUCCAUCACCUGCUGUUGAGCCAGCUGUUGCACAGCUGCUUCCACCUCUAACUGAAUCAGUGGGCCCAGCUACUUCUCCACAGGCUGCAGUCACUGAUGAGGUCCUAAGAAAGCAGAUCAGAGAGGAACUUCAGAAAGUCCUGAAAGAAGAGAUGAGGAUGGCACAGCUGAAGAUCCAGCAACAGUUUGAGGAGGAAAAAACUAAGGCUAAAGCAGAAGCUCUGGCCUUUGCUCGGGAGCAAAUCCAAGUAGAGGUUCAAAAGGUCCUGGAGAAAGAGCAGUUAGCCAUUCAACAGCUUCUAAAAGAUGUAAUUACGCAGGGACGCCAAAACAUUCAGGAUGAGCAGCCUGCAAAUCAUUAUUACUGUGUGGAGAGGAAGAUUCAGAAGCUAAAACAGAAGGAGAGUUACCUGGCAAAGCAGGACACCAUGUACAUGGAGCAGCUUGCCAAGCAUGAGGAGAAGACUGCACAAAUCACCAAAGUCUCAGCAGAGAGCUUUAAAAAGGGUCUGGAGGAAACUCACAAACGUUUCAUGAGGUACCAGAUUAAGCCAGUUUGCUCAAAGCUGCAGAGUGAGAUUUUGCAAUGUUAUUUGCAACAUAUAGGCCAGACUAUGAAAUGCUCCAAUAUUGCCUUGCAGUAUACGAAGUGUGUGAACGCUGCUAAGCAGAACAAGAAGGUGAACACAGGGGGUUAAACCUGUUUCCAGGAUGAACACUACUGUUAUGAAAAAAGAAACUAACCAACAGAGAGAAGAAAAGCAUUGCAAACAAGUUAACACAUUUGUGCAAGACCACAUCUUUCUGUUACUAUACUGGAAAAUGCAAGAGGUCAUAAACAUGCUGCUAGCAUUAUUUAGUGCAAUUUUCCAAACCCAUUCAUACCCGACAAUUUAAGGAUAUUUGACAUUAAAACCACAUUUAAAGUUCAGGGGAAGGAAAAAAUCACUUUGCCUUGUACUUUUAUUUAGCUGAAAAAAGGACUAAAGCCUACUGUUAUUUCUAGAGAUCUGUGAGAUACUGCUGUGAAGGAAUAACGUAAAAUACGCUCAUUAAAUAGUCAGAAGUG
Messenger RNA from Silurus meridionalis, 2589 nucleotides. It is a transcript of the gene chchd3b, whose product is annotated as coiled-coil-helix-coiled-coil-helix domain containing 3b. The coding region runs from base 308 to 2218 and encodes 636 amino acids. The transcript is spliced from 9 exons. Gene Ontology annotation, biological process: inner mitochondrial membrane organization. The record is from RefSeq and is a predicted model, not a curated record. Lineage: Eukaryota; Metazoa; Chordata; Actinopteri; Siluriformes; Siluridae. Gene Ontology annotation, cellular component: mitochondrion; MICOS complex.